UUCGGACAUCAGUCCAAACUCCCCUCAUACCUGCGCACAGACCCUCCCCCCAGCAGGACAGUCGCACUGCAGCACGCUGAGUGGAGCUGACGGAAAAUACUUUUAACAGCAGAGAAUCCAUCCUGUAUCAGCUGAAAUGCUGCUAAGAAGAAACCGACAUGUCCAAAUACUCCCCCUUCUCAUUGCAGUCUGCCGCAUCACGGUGGCCUUCCCCACACAGACUCCAUCUGCCGAUGAUAAUGUCCAGCAGCUCCAGGUGAACAUCCCGGACUCAGGUCCCAUUUCCGCCCCACUGGGCAGCUCCAUCUCCAUCCCCUGCCUGGUGUCCCUGUCCUCGUCCUCCCCUGCUGCACCGCGGGUUAAGUGGACUGUGGUGUCCGGCGGGGUGGAGACACAGAUCUUGGUGGCGCGGGGUCAAAGGGUGAAGGUCAACGAGGCGUUCCGAGAUCGCGCUGCCUGGCUGAACUACACCUCCUCCCCCGAAGAUCUGUCGCUGUGGUUGGGAGAUUUACGCUCCAGUGACUCUGGUUUUUAUCGCUGCGAGGUGCAGCAGGGCCUGGAGGACGCCAGUGACAUUGUACAACUCAAGGUCAAAGGUGUGGUAUUCCACUACAGAGAUGCUUUGGGCCGCUAUGCGUUUUCCUUCCAUCAGGCCCAGAGGGCUUGUGAGGCCAUUGGAGCUCAAAUCACAACUCCUGACCAGCUGCUGGCUGCUUAUUAUGACGGCUACGAGCAGUGUGAUGCAGGCUGGCUGGCAGACCAGUCUGUCAGGUACCCAAUCCAAGUGCCCCGUGAAGGUUGUUAUGGAGACAUGGAUGGCCAACCAGGCGUGAGAAACUAUGGGACAAUGAAUCCAGAUCAUCUUUUUGAUGCUUAUUGUUAUUUGGAGGAAUCUGAUGGGGAGGUUUUUCAUGACCCCAUCCCUCAGCAGUUGUCAUUUGAUGAGGCGCAGUCGUACUGCAGAGCGGCGGGAGCGGAGCUGGCUUCAACAGCGCAGCUGUACUUGGCCUGGACUGAAGGUCUGGACCGCUGCAGCCCUGGCUGGCUGGCUGAUGGCAGUGUGCGCUAUCCCAUCAUAACCCCCAGAGAGCGCUGCGGAGGGCCUCAGCCAGGCGUCAAAACUGUCUAUCGCUUCAGCAACCAAACUGGCUUCCCCGAGCCAUCCAGCCUCCAUGACGUAUACUGUUUCAGAGAUAAUAUCAAUUCUCGCACUGACUCUCCCGCGGGCUACAUGGCCACUCAGCCUGAGGUCAUUGGACAAGAUGUGGUUAUUCUUAUGGAAAAGGAUCGUGAGCUUCAACUGAACCAACGGGCAGAACAGGUGGAGCUCAAAGCCCAAACUGUGGUUGAAUCGUUCCCCUUUUUCUCCAGCUCUUUCACAGAGGAAAACCUUGUUGACACACAUCAAACAAUUAUAUCAGACACAACACAGUCUCCUCUCAACAUCACACCUACAUUGGACCUCCUCGAGGCAAUGAAUGAAACUUUAUCUCCCACAGAAAGGAGCUCACAGCAUCCUACAGCACUGAUAAAUAGCACAUUCAGCACCACAGAAACCUAUAGUUCCCCGCAAAACAUGUCCUUCCUGCUUGAUAUUCACAACGAGACAGAUUCCCACCACAACUUAAACUUCACCUUUGACGAAUCUGAGCCUGAAAACACCACAGGGUUUCCCGAAUCAUCAUAUGAACCUCCCACUUAUAAUCAGACAGUUCUAGACACAACUCCCAAAGACAACACAUCUGAGAGGUCAGAGGAUUCCCACAAAAUACAAGACGCCAGUUUGGAUUUUAACAGAUCGCAAGCCAACUACAGCGAGACAGAAAGGAAUCAUACCCGAGGAGAGAGUUCCUGGGAGGUGAUCUCUGUCACACUUGACCCCGUGGUUCAGGUGAAGCUGGACAAGGCGGAGGUAGAAGAUUCUGUGCAAAUGUUUGUCUCAACUCAGGCCUCAAAAGAAGAAGGAAUACGUGUUACCCAACCAGCUCAAACUACCAAAAUGUCCAUGAAGGAGCUUUCCUCGUCAGACUACCUGGAUGGGUCUGGAGAUAUUUCUCAAGAGAGACACAAGGACGUCGAAGCAGGAAGCUUCAUCCCCACAUCAGAGUCUUUCACUUCCAGCUUCACCACUCAUCCGUCCUCUUCUGCUUCGGCUAGCAGUGCUUCAGCCGAGCCUCAGACUGCACUCACAGAACCAACCCUCUCAUUUGGGUCACGUCAUUCUGACAAACUUGGCUUUGAUAUCCUCUCCACAGCACCACAGCUGUGGGAGUCCUCGAUUUCUAGACAAGAGGGAAGUACAAGCUUAGAAAUUGAAGACACAGUGACUCUGGAAAGUGAAGGAAAACAGCUGCACCCAACAACAUCUGAAUACCACCCUGUUUCUGGAAUAAGUUUAGCAAUCACUGAAUCUCCAGAGGGGUCAAACAGUUCUCAGAUGCCUACUGAUUACUCCACUGUACAGUAUGAAACAUCAGGUUACAGAGUGUAUUCAGAUGCUACAACAACCAAUGAGUAUGAAGAGGCAAGUGGAGAUGAACUUCCUACAGUUACUGCAACCUUGGAAGAAACAGUUAAAGUUGCACCAACUGUUGGAAAAAAUGUUAGCCAAAUCGUUGUAGAAGAAAAUAAAGUUAACCAAACUCUUUGGGAGGUAGUUAAAGUUGCCUCAACCCUUAAAGGAGAAGUAGUUUUCCCAACUCUUGAAGAGGAGGAUGAAGUUUCAUUUUUGCCAGAAGAGGAAGUGAUUGCCCCGACCCUUGCCUUUCAAACAGAUGCUUACCUCGCCACAACUCUUGAAGAAGGUAGUGCUGGACCAUACCUUGAAAAAGAAGCUAAUGUUUCCCCAGUUCUUGAAAAAAAGUUUAACGUCACUUUAACCUUUGUGGAACAAGCCAGAAUUGCUUCAAGCCAUGAAGAAGAAGCUAGCAAGGGCCCAACCCUUGAAGAAGAAGCUAGCAAUGGCCCAACCCUUGAAGAAGAAGCUAGCAAGGGCCCAACCCUUGAAGAAGAAGCUAGCAAUGGCCCAACCCUUGAAGAAGAAGCUAGCAAGGGCCCAACCCUUGAAGAAGAAGCUAGCAAUGGCCCAACCCUUGAAGAAGAAGCUAGCAAGGGCCCAACCCUUGAAGAAGCUAGCAUUGGCCCAACCCUUGAAGACGAAGCUAGCAUUGGCCCAACCCUUGAAGAAGAAGCUAGCAAUGGCCCAACCCUUGAAGAAGAAGCUAGCAAGGGCCCAACCCUUGAAGAAGAAGCUAACAUUGGCCCAACCCUUGAAGACGAAGCUAGCAUUGGCCCAACCCUUGAAGAAGAAGCUAGCAAGGGCCCAACCCUUGAAGAAGAAGCUAGCAAUGGCCCAACCCUUGAAGAAGAAGCUAGCAAUGGCCCAACCCUUGAAGAAGAAGCUAGCAAUGGCCCAACCCUUGAAGAAGAAUCUAACAUUGCCCCAACUUUUGACCCAGACUUUACUGUCUUUACUCUCGAUUCACAAACAUCUGACUGGGCUCUGCUAACCACCACAACAGGACCCCAAGAGUCCCUGAAAGAUCUGGAGUACAGCAGAAAAAACACCCCUAUAACCUCCACAACAGCUCCAGAAUCCUCUUCAAGUACAAAACCCACAGCUGCUUCUACAAAGAUGACCAGCACCACCAUCAGGACCACCACACACUGGUCCAGACGCACCUGGAGCCCGACCACCUCAGCACCAAAUGCUUUCCACAAGACGGCUGAGCCCCAGAAGGAGACCAGCUUCAUACCGCCAGUGGGACAAGGUCUGGUGGAUGCUGAAUUUAGUCUCACCCAGCCGCCCACUCUGCUUAACUUGCCCAAUGAGAGGGCAGCUGUAGGCGGUGCAGGGAAAGCUUCAGAUGUCUGUGUGGAAGACCCUUGUCUCAACGGUGGCACCUGUACUGACCGAGGGGGGCAGAUUCAAUGUCUAUGUUUGCCAACAUAUGGAGGAGACUUCUGUCAGACUGACCUGGAGCAUUGUGAACCGGGUUGGGAUAAGUUUCAUGGUUUCUGCUACCGACACUUCGGCCAGCGUCUGAGCUGGCAGGUGGCGGAGCUGCACUGCCGCAUGCUGGGAGCUCAUCUGGUGUCCAUCAUAACUCCAGAGGAACAGAGCUACAUCAACGACAACUACAAAGAAUACCAGUGGACCGGUUUGAAUGAUAAGACGAUUGAGGAUGAUUUCCGCUGGUCCGAUGGUAACCCACUGCUGUAUGAGAACUGGUACAAAGGUCAGCCGGACAGCUACUUCCUGUCUGGUGAAGACUGUGUAGUGAUGGUGUGGCACGAUGACGGACGCUGGAGUGAUGUACCCUGCAACUAUCACCUCGCUUACACCUGCAAGAAAGGCACCUCCUCAUGUGGUCCACCACCCAAGGUCCGAAACGCAUCCAUCUUUGGAAAAGUUCGACAGAAAUAUGAGACUGACGCAGUUGUGCGUUUUCACUGCGCUGAGGGUUUCCAGCAGAGGCUAAAUCCUCUGAUCAGGUGUUUGUCUGGAGGGAGGUGGGAGAGGCCCCACAUCCUGUGCAUCCCAGAGGCCGGAGGUCCAACCCAGCAUCUUGAAGUGACGUCACAGAGCAGCAGCAACUCUGCAGCUAUUAAAGACUUUGAGGAGUUUGAAGCCACUAAAGAGACACCACAGUACUGGGAAAUCAAGUUUUAAAAGUCAGCAAUGCUUUUUCCUCCUGGUCUCCUUCUCCUUCCUCCCUUCCUGGUUUCUCAAACUCUGCUGUUGUAACAUGAAAAGGUGCCAAGAAUCAAAUGCUUUUUACCAAUGAACGCUUUAAACAGGACAAAACGUUGUUACAGAACGGUAACAAAAUAUACAAACUGAAAAGAAGCCUGAGUGCUAAGAAAGGCUUUUUAAACGUUCCUACUUUUUCAUGUCCUUUAAAAUAUUUCUACUGUAUUUUUGUGUAAUGUAGUGAUAAGCAGAGUAAAAAAUAAGUAAAGUAGGAAGAAUGAAAGCUGAAAUACAGUAAAUGUGGAACUCCAAAUUACUGUCAGCUCCAAAUUACAGUAAGGAUGGUCCUUUGUGGUUUUUGUUAUAUCAGGAACCUUUUUUUAUAAAAUGGUGCUAAUGUCUUUAGAACCUUUUUCUCUCAAUCUUAACAAAAUAUUGAAUAAGUACUGUACAUAUAUUCGUUUUUUUUCACCUGUGAUUAUUGCUGUCCCAAAUCUGCUGAGGGAAACCAUUUUUUAUUUCCAGCGGACGCAGUUUUGUUCGUCAGCUUUAUGUUGUAAUAAAGUUUUGUAGAACAGAGCAAAGAUUAAAUCGUCUUAUUCUACCUGA
This is a messenger RNA of Trematomus bernacchii (emerald rockcod), 5302 nucleotides long. RefSeq names its product brevican core protein-like. The record is from RefSeq and is a predicted model, not a curated record. Gene Ontology annotation, biological process: cell adhesion. The coding region runs from base 137 to 4672 and encodes 1511 amino acids. Gene Ontology annotation, molecular function: hyaluronic acid binding. Lineage: Eukaryota; Metazoa; Chordata; Actinopteri; Perciformes; Nototheniidae. The transcript has 14 exons.